Toxoplasma gondii ME49 is the source of this 2731-nucleotide messenger RNA. RefSeq lists its product as hypothetical. The coding region runs from base 1169 to 2167 and encodes 332 amino acids. The transcript has 3 exons. Lineage: Eukaryota; Apicomplexa; Conoidasida; Eucoccidiorida; Sarcocystidae. The record is from RefSeq and is a predicted model, not a curated record.
CGCGCUCGAAACUGUCAAGUUCUGGGGAAAACGACGAAAAACCGAUUCCACGCGCGCCACACCCUCCCAGUUGACUCCUCUCGCAGGUUGACAGAUACGUCGAGACGCCGCGCGUGCAUCGGCCGACGAAGGAAGCUUUUCCGCGUUUCUCGCCGCGCUGUGCCAUUCCUCCCGUUGCCUUUUCUCCAUACCCUCUCCUCUCGCUUCGACCUCCCGACCAGUCCGGAUUUUCGGCGGCCGAGGCAACCGAGCGGCUCUGCGUUCCCCGUCCACCGUGCUACGCCGGCUCCGCUCCUCUGCGAUCCACGGCAGACGGCCUCGCCAGCCGCGAGAGGUCGCAGCCGCGACUCUGGGAGUUAAACUCGCUUUUCUGAACGAAGAGUUCGUCUUUUUGUCGCACUGCGGCGUUUUCGCUGAACUGCGCCGUUCGGAACUGCCUGCGCAACGCCUGCCCCCGUGACGCCUCGACCGGAUUCCACAACGCGAGGCGAUCCGAGUUUCUGAAACGCGGAGUUCAGUUGAAGGCUGCAGGCCUUCGCUCUUGGAAAAUGGCGCAGAGGACGCUGAACCUGUCGUGCUCGAGAUCGAGGUGAAGACGCAAGUUCAGGCAGUUCUCCCCAGCCUUCAAGUUGCUUCCUCGAACCGCCUUCUUCAUUUCUCAGGGAGACAGCUUCGCGACGGCAACUGGCUGCCGGAACUUGUGUGCCCUCUCUCUUUCUUCUGACUUUUUGUCUCUUGGAACCUCCGCGAAACUCCGUCGCCGAGAGCUCACCCAGCUGCGCGGCUCGCGCGCCUGCGAGACUUGCUGUGCUUCUGCCGGCUGCGAGUUCCCCGCCGACGACCGAGGACAGGUGCCUCUUUGCGAAGGACGAAGCGGAAAGCGAGCGAGCGAGGAAAGGAAAAAUCGAGCAAAAGACGCGAGAGAGAGGGAGAGAGGCGUGAGGCGUCAAGAAAGCGGUGCGCCUCAGCGUGGAAGGUCUGGCCAGAAGACUCUUUCUUUAGCGAACAUGAAGAAGAUCUUCUGAAAACGGUCCUUCCGUCAGUCCGCCUCAAAGGGGGGAAGCUCUUCCCCCGCGUCCAUCAACGCCUUCUCAGUCUCAGAUCUGUCGUCAACUUUCCUUCUGCCGCCCACAUACCAGCGGACCUCUUCUGUUCGAAGCAGAACAAGAUGCCUCCUUCCGACUCUGCGAGAGGCUCCGUCUCCCCUUCUCGUUCCGCGGCUGCGGCCUCCUCCCUGCAAGCAGCGGUGCCUCUCGAGUUCGGGUCCUCGUCCUCCGUAAUUGACGGCUUGUUCUCUCCCGCGUCCUCUCUGCAUGUGCCUUCUUCUCCCGCGUCUCUCGGAAUCAAAGAGAGGCGCGUUGAGGCCUCAGCCGAGCGAGAAGAAACGGGGGGAGACUCGCGCGACGGAGGCCCUGCAGAGACGGCCAGGAGGGGGACAUGCCUGCCUCGCGAGAAGCCGCAGAUCGGCGACUGCAUGCGAUCGGAGUUCGGUCUGGAAGCUCUUCUUCAGAGAUGUCGGAACUUCGCACCCGCGUUUGAAAAGGCUCAUCAGUCCCACAACCUGUGCACCAGUCGUCUUGCUCCUUCUUCUUCAUCUUCUUCAUCUCCUUCCUCUUCUUCUUCAUCUCCCUCCUCUUCCUCUUCUUCCUCUUCUUCAUCUUCUUCCUCUUCUUCUUCAUCCCCCUCCUUUUCCUCUUCUUCCUCUUCUUCAUCUUCUUCCUCUUCUUCUUGGAGCUCUGCCUCGCGUUUAGCCGGCGAGAGAGGAGAGGACAGUCUUCUAAACGCUGAGAUUCUCACUGCCGAGGAAGAGGCAGGAAGCGACCCGCAUGUCGAAUUAGAAUUGCACCUGGGCAUCUUUGACGUCAACGGAGAGAUUCCUUCAGAGGAAACCUUGAGAGCGCAGAACAUCCCCGUCGUCGACAGCGGCGUCAAUCUGCAUGCACAGGAGGAAGCUCUGGCGAACUCUUUGGCAGACCCAGUUCGUUUUCUGCUGGAGCAGCAGGCGCUGGAGCAGCGGCUGAAGAUGCUGGGCGGAGGGUAUGGGGAAGACGGCGAGGGAAGAGGGAACGCGGAAGACAUGCGAAGGCCUCUCAUCGAGGUUCUCAGCUCAGGCGAGGAGAGCGGCGAAGAGUCCGACGGAGUGCCUGAGGAAUCCACUGAGACAUGAAAAGAAGCGCCGAGACCCGAGACAACGGGCAGGCGAGAAAGAGUUGAGAAAGGGAGAGCGGAAAAGAGAAAGAAGAGAGAAAACGGGGAGGAAAGGAGGAGGCUGAAUGGAAGACAAGAGAGGCAAGAAGAUAGUGUGACGAGAGCGCGGACCGCAACCCGAGAAGUGGAAGAAGAGGCAAGCAGUUUCUUCCGGACGAGGAAGACUCACGCCGAAGAGAACAGGCGAGGACAGCGGAGACACAGAGGCAGGAACGUAGACACGGGGGAGACUGAGAAACGACGAGAGAAAACGAAAGAAGAAGAGAGGACAAUGGAAAAAGAAGAGAAACGAGACCGCUGGAGAAACCAGGUGGAAGCUUGAAAAAGCUUGCGGCGUCCCAGUGAGGAUUUGAGUUUGUGAGAGAAAUCUGUGACAGACUCACGGUGAAAGAAAAACGCAUUUUCCCUGCAAGGGAAGACACCUUUUCAAUUUCGCUUCGCAUUUGCUGACUUAUGGCAACUGCCGAGUCCUGAGCUUUCCCCCCUCCCCACUCUUGCGCGUUCACCGAUACCCGAAUCGCGG